Emys orbicularis (European pond turtle) is the source of this 1284-nucleotide messenger RNA. It is a transcript of the gene KCTD16, whose product is annotated as potassium channel tetramerization domain containing 16. Gene Ontology annotation, molecular function: protein binding. Gene Ontology annotation, biological process: protein homooligomerization; regulation of G protein-coupled receptor signaling pathway. The transcript is spliced from 2 exons. The record is from RefSeq and is a predicted model, not a curated record. Bases 1 to 1284 code for a protein of 427 amino acids. Gene Ontology annotation, cellular component: presynaptic membrane; signaling receptor complex; postsynaptic membrane. Lineage: Eukaryota; Metazoa; Chordata; Testudines; Emydidae.
AUGGCUUUGAGUGGAAACUGCAGGACUUACCUCCCUCCUAGAGAACAAGGGGCUGGUCUACAUGCCUUCCCAGAGGUGGUGGAGCUAAACGUAGGUGGUCAAGUAUACUUCACUCGCCAUUCCACCUUGGUGGGCAUCCCCCACUCCUUGCUGUGGAAAAUGUUCACCCCCAAGAGAGAGACAGCCAGUGAUCUAGCUAAGGACUCCAAGGGAAGGUUCUUCAUUGAUAGAGAUGGUUUCCUCUUCCGCUACAUUCUGGACUAUCUCAGGGACAAGCAAGUGGUCCUGCCUGAUCACUUCCCAGAAAAGGGAAGACUCAAAAGGGAAGCUGAAUAUUUUCAGCUCCCAGACUUGGUCAAACUCCUAACUCCUGAUGAUGUCAAGCAAAGCCCCGAUGACUAUUGCCACAGCGACUACGAGGAGGUCUCCCAAGGCAGUGACACAAGAAUAUGCCCCCCAUCAUCACUCUUACCUUCAGAUCGAAAAUGGGGUUUCAUUACUAUUGGGUACAGGGGGUCGUGCACCAUGGGCAGAGAGAGCCAAGCUGAUGCCAAGUUCAGGAGAGUCCCGAGGAUUUUGGUUUGUGGAAGGAUUGCUCUAGUCAAAGAGGUCUUUGGAGAAAGUUUGAAUGAGAGUAGAGACCCAGAUAGGGCACCGGAAAGAUACACCUCCAGGUUCUAUCUCAAGUUCAAGCACCUGGAGAGGGCUUUUGACAUGUUGUCAGAAUGUGGAUUCCACAUGGUGGCCUGCAAUUCCUCAGUGACGGCUUCUUUUGUCAAUCAGUACACAGAUGAUAAAGUCUGGUCCAGCUACACUGAAUAUGUCUUCUACCGUGAGCCUUCAAGGUGGUCUUCAUCCCAUUGUGACUGCUGCUGCAAAAAUGGCAAAGGAGAUAAAGAGGGGGAAAGUGGCACAUCUUGCAAUGAACUAUCCACUUCCAGCUGUGACAGCCAAUCAGAAGCCAGCUCCCCACAAGAGACUGUCAUCUGUGGCCCGGUCACCCGCCAGCCCAACAUACAGACUCUAGAUCGGCCAAUCAAGAAGGGCCCAGUACAGCUACUUCAGCAGUCUGAAAUCCGAAGAAAAAGUGACCUGCUCCGAACUCUAACGUCUGGCUCCAGGGAAUCCAACUCUAGCAAAAAAAAAGCAGUGAAAGAAAAGCUCUCUAUUGAGGAAGAGUUAGAAAAAUGCAUCCAGGAUUUCCUUAAAAUCAAAAUCCCAGACAGGUUUCCAGAAAGGAAACACCCCUGGCAAUCCGAACUGCUACGAAAGUAUCAUCUAUAA